AUGUCUUUCUCCGGCCGUCGUGUCAGUAUUCUGCGUCCGAGAAAUGCCUCGCUCUCGACCACUCGAGGCUUAUCCGACAAUGAGCUUCGAUCCGAGACCCAUCGUCAGUUCCGUGGAGCCCACGAGGGUCACCGUCCCCAUGCUGGUCUAGAUGCCUCUCGUGCAUCCACCGGCGUCGUCUGGUGUACGGAGCGAGCCUCCGAGCACGGUUUCCUCGAGAACCCCUCGGAAUGGGCCAACCUGGGCCAGGGUGCCCCCGAAGCAGACGAUGGCAUUGAGGGCAGUUUUCCGCGCCCGGAGACCAUUCCCAUCACCUCCGCUGCCCGUGAAUAUGGCCCUACCGCCGGUAUCAAGCCCCUGCGUGCCGCCGUCGCCCGCCUGUACAAUGAGCACUACCGCCAAGGCAAGGAGAGCAAGUAUACCUGGGAGAACGUCUGCAUUGUGCCCGGUGGCCGUGCUGGUCUGAUCCGGAUUGCGGCUAUCCUGGGUAACUCAUACCUGUCUUUCCCCAUUCCUGAUUACUCGGCGUACAACGAGAUGUUGUCGCUGUUCAAGAACAUUGCUCCCAUUCCCAUGCCGCUCUCACAAGCCGACGGCUACCACAUCCACCCCGACAAGAUCGCCGAGGAAAUUGCCCGGGGGACCCAGGUGCUGCUCACCUCCAACCCCCGUAACCCUACUGGUCACUUUGUCGGACACGACGAGCUGGCGGAGAUCCAGGAUAUCUGCCGUGACCGCGCUACUCUUAUUCUCGAUGAAUUCUACGGUGGCUACAACUACACCACCGACUGCGACGGAACCACCAUCAGUGGUGCCGAGAAUGUCGUGGACGUCAACCAAGAUGAUGUCCUCCUCAUCGAUGGACUGACCAAGCGCUUCCGUCUCCCAGGCUGGCGUAUCGCCUGGAUCGUCGGCCCCAAGGAAUUCGUGGAAGCCCUCGGUUCCGCCGGCUCCUACCUUGACGGCGGUGCCAACGUACCCUUCCAAGAAGCCGCAAUCCCCAUGCUGGAUCCCUCCCUCGUCCGUGCCGAGAUGAAGGCCCUCCAAGUCCACUUCCGCGAGAAGCGAGACUUUGUCGUCGGCCGCCUGCGCGAGAUUGGUUUCCGCAUGGACGACGCUAACAUCUCCGAUGGUCUGAACUUCUUCAACGCCUUGUUAUCGGAGAAGGUCAUCGUUGUCCCUGGUAUCUUCUUCGAUCUGAACCCCGCGAAGCGUCGCGAUCUGUUCGAUUCGCCUUGCCACCACUUUGUGCGUCUGAGCUACGGGCCGAAGAUGGAUGUGCUGAAGAAGGGUCUGGAUGGUAUUGAGCGGGUUAUUCAGCGUGCCCGCGCGCUAGGUGAGAAAAAGUGGGAUGAUGAUGUGGCUGUUCAGGAUGAUUAG
Penicillium chermesinum is the source of this 1380-nucleotide messenger RNA. RefSeq names its product pyridoxal phosphate-dependent aminotransferase. Gene Ontology annotation, biological process: biosynthetic process. Gene Ontology annotation, molecular function: pyridoxal phosphate binding. The transcript has 5 exons. Bases 1 to 1380 code for a protein of 459 amino acids. NCBI's taxonomy places the organism in Eukaryota, Fungi, Ascomycota, Eurotiomycetes, Eurotiales, Aspergillaceae. The record is from RefSeq and is a predicted model, not a curated record.